AUGGUGUCCGCCGACGUCCACGACAACCGACAUCACACCCAGGACCUCCGCAGACUCUUGAUGUUCCGCAAGUCCCAAGAAAGACCCCGUGAACCAACGGACCCCAAGACGACCAUCAUGGCUCGCCGCUUCCAUCUACGAAAGCCCAAGUCCCUCGAGUCUGUCUCGAGCCGUGACUCGGCCUCGACCGCCUCCAUGCCUCGCACUCCCGUUUCUCCCACCAGCACCCACCACCGCCACUCCCGCGUCGUCGAGUUCGAUCCUCUCAACCUCCAUCCCACCUUCCAGGCUCCUCCCAGGCUCUCUGAUCGGCCUUUUAUUCACGUCAUGGAGCACGACGAGCCCCAAUACCACCAGCCCCAGCCUCGCAGGGUCGCUCCCAAAUUCCGAGAGCUCGAGCUUCCUCCCGUAGCCUCUCCACGAACCAGCCAGGUCGUGGAGGCCGAGGAGGUGCCCGAUUACUUUGCCAUGAAGCUUGGCAUGCUCCAGAGGCCCACUCUGGUGAGGAGCCACUGGUCUGAGUCUACCAUCAACACGGUACUCAGUAGCAGCGACGAGGAAGAGACGGACGAGGCCGAAGAGGCCACUAUUGACGAUGAGGACUCGGAAGCCGAGGAGCAGGUCACAACCCCUACCGGCCCCGCGAUGCCUCUCCAACUCCAAUUCGAGACGGAGCGCGAGGUGGUGCCUACAAGCACGCAAUGGCAAAACUUCUCCUACAAGCGCAACACAGUCCAUGCCACUCGGCGACCACCUCCUGGUGGAUCGGACAACAGCAUCGACAACUACGUCAAGCGGGGCGGAUGGAAACGACGAGGCAUCGUCUUCCAGGCCAACGACUCCUCGGACUGCAUGAUUGACAGGCUCUCCGCUCAAACCGUUGGCUAA
Molecule: messenger RNA, 888 nt
Organism: Parascedosporium putredinis
Lineage: Eukaryota; Fungi; Ascomycota; Sordariomycetes; Microascales; Microascaceae
Source: the annotation of a GenBank genome assembly